Messenger RNA from Loxodonta africana (African savanna elephant), 11416 nucleotides. RefSeq names its product HEAT repeat containing 5A (gene HEATR5A). Gene Ontology annotation, cellular component: membrane; endocytic vesicle; Golgi apparatus. Bases 3816 to 9989 code for a protein of 2057 amino acids. Gene Ontology annotation, biological process: intracellular protein localization; endocytosis; retrograde transport, endosome to Golgi. The record is from RefSeq and is a predicted model, not a curated record. Lineage: Eukaryota; Metazoa; Chordata; Mammalia; Proboscidea; Elephantidae. The transcript is spliced from 37 exons.
CGCCCUGGCGGCGCCCGCUGCGCCUGGGGGGUGAGCCUGGAGCGCGGCCCCAAGCCGGGUUUCGGGUGAGGCUCUCCGAACGCCCCGUGCGUUUUCUGCAGACAACCCUCGUGACGAUUGAGAAAACCCACCCUCAGUGUUGCUUGUUUCUAGACGGGAGCAGUGAAGAGAGAGUGAAUGUUGCCUUCUAUGUGUGGGGCUAUUUCUACCCCUCUCAAGGAAGGAAACGCUUUGCUUAGUGGUAUGAAAAACAUUUCUUCUGACCCCACCCUCGGUCAUUACGACGGUGUUUCUAUAAAGUCUAGAGUUCUGGUGGUACAGUGGUUAAGAGGUCGCUGGAGUUCAAAUCCACCACACACUCUGUGGCGACCCUGUGGGGCAGCUCUCCUCUGUGCUGUAAGGUCGCUCUGAGUUGAAAUCAACGGAUUUGGGUUUUUUUUUUUUUUUCUUUUCUUUUGGCUAAAGUCUAGAAACUUUAUAAAGCGGUUUGUAGAAUCACAAUAAUGUAUACCCCUGGCAAGUUAAUAUAACUUUUUUGUCAAGUCAGAUAAUCUGAGUUAAAUGACUUGAGUUCCUUUAUUAAAGGUCAUAAUUAUAAAUUGUUUUUAUGUGCAUUUAUUUAUUCAGCUAAUAUUAUUCAGCAUCUUUUGUGUGCAAGCCCUUAAGGAAUUUACAGCCUCGAGAAGACGUGUUAAAAGUUUAAGGAGAUAAAAAGGGGCCCACAACCACAAUUCAGAACUUUCAGAGAUGGUACUUCCAGCAAAGUAUUUUAAAAAUUAACGAAAGCCAGAGAAGCAUCAUUAGAGCUAAACCUUUAAGGAUGGAUGGGCAGAGAGGAUUUGUCCUGUUUCAUUUUUCAGACAUUUUAGAAAACAUGCCCUUGAGAAAGCGAUCUUAAAUAUAAGUUUUGAAGCUGAGAUUGUCUUACAUUUUAUUGCCUUUUUUUUUUUUUAAUUUUUCUUUUUCUUUAAUGGGUAAACAGGCAGGGUUCAUAACAAGAAUAGAGACAGUUGGGCUGGAUUUGUUGUGCCUUAGGAUAGAAUUAUUUUAUAUAUAUAAAACCCACCCAAAUAUAGAAGGAUUUAUACAAUAGUGAGAAGACUCCUGACCUGGUUUCUAGCUUAAUCUCCUCCACUACCAUUUAUGGGAUUUUAGUUCUCUUUCAUUUUACUUUAAUGACAGAAAAUACGUAACUCCAAAGUAAGUUUUUAGAUUUUUUUUUUAACUAUACAACUAGUGAAUACUUUCUCAAUGGGAAAAAAAGUUAAAGUACCUUUCACUUGUUUUUAACCAAUGCACCUACCUUUCUUUCUUCCAGCUGUAUUUCAAAAAGGGAUUGAGGUACAACAACGAAAUAAAUAAAAUUUAGGGGGAAAAAAAGGAAUUGAGGCAGUUUAUAACCUUUAUGUGCUUCUAUUAAUUACUUUAUGUAUAGAAUAAGGGAUUAAACUCAGAAUGUUUUCAGUUACCUCGUAUUCUGAAAUUUAUUUUAUUCUAAAUUUUGGUUAACCUGUAUAGUGACAUUUAAAUGAAUGACAACAACAAAAAGCUGUAUUGAGUUUUCUGUGUUUCAUUAAUUAUCCAUAGCAUCAUAGAAGGGUUUGAACAGUUUUAAUGGGACUAUUGUUCUUUGAUUUUAGGACUCACAUCUUUUUAAGAAGACAUGGAAAAAAUUAUUAUUAAAUUUUGUUUAAGAAAUGAGUUCACUGGGGCCUGGUGGUUUAGUGGUUAAUUUGCUCAGCUGCUAACCAAAAGGUCAGCGGUUUGAAUCCACCAGCUGCUCCUUGGAAAUCAUAUGGGGCAGUUCUGUUCUGUCCUAUAGGGUUGCUGUGAGUCGGAGUUGACUCGAUGGCAAUGGGUUUUGGUUUGAAAGGAAUUUGUAAGGACACCUAUGUCAUUUAAUUCGGUUUCUAAAGACCUUGUGUAGUCUGUAGAAAUAGGUCUAAAGUAAGGAUGGGCAAACUACACACUGUGAGCCAAAUCCAGCAUGCUGCCAGUUUUUGUAAGUUUUGUUGCAACACAACGGUGCUUAUUUGCAUUGUUUAUGACUGCUGCGGUGCUGGAAAGGCAGAGUUGAACAGAACGUGGGGUAUCCCUAGAUGCCACCCCCAUUCUCCUCAGGCCCUUUUUGAGCAUUUAUUAUUGCAGCUUACUAUGUACCACACACUGUUUUAACUGCUUUGCAUAUAUUAACUCUAUUAAUUCCUUGGAAAACCCCUGGGAGGGAGGGAUGAUUAUUACCCCCACUUUACAGAUGGCAGUACUGUUGUGACAGAGACUGUAUGACCUAAAGUGUUUCACUCUGGUCGUUACAGAAAAAAUUUGUCAGCCACUGGAUUAGAACCCUAAUCACUAAGUCUUUUGUAGGAGGAAAUAUGUUAGAUUCAGUUUUAAUUCUUAAUCCUGCUUUGUCUUUAUUGUCAGAUAAACUCUUGUUGUUAGUUGCCAUGCAGUCAUCCCUACUCAUGGCAACCCCAUGUGUGCAGAUUAGAACUACUCUUUAUGGUUUUCAAGGCCAUGACCUUUCAGAAGCAGGUCACCAGGCCUGUCUUUUAAGGAACCUGUAGGUGGGUUCAAACUGCCAACCUUUAGGCAGGCAGGUAGUCAAGUGCGUAACCUUUUGUACCAUCUACAGACUUCUUUUGUUAAAGGAAAUAGGUUAAAAUUCAGUUUUAAUUCUUAAUCCUGCUUUUUCAUUGUCAUGUCAGAUAAACUGUAGGAUCCCAUGAAUGCUGUGGGUACUAUAUGUAUAACGACGGAGGAACAACGUGGCUUUUUUGCUACAUCUACCUAGUAUAAAGUUUUAUAAUUUUAGCAGUUCUGGCUCUUUGGAAAGCUAGAGAGAGAGAUUGGAUUGUUAUGUUUAUCUAAUACUUUUAUAAUUUUCAGUUGUAAUUUAGAUGAGGUGUGGAAUUUCUUGUUCAUUUAGUAAAGAUCUGUUUUUAAUGUAUGUGGUAUUUAUCAUAAGCAACAAGGAGGCCUGGUGAUACAAUGGUUAAGUGCUUGGCUGCUAACUGGAAGGUCCGCGGUUCGAACCCACCAGCCACUUCUCAGGAGAAAAGACCUGGUGAUCUGCUCCUGUAAAGAUUUCAGCCUGGGAAACCCUCUCUGUAGGGCAUUUCUGCUCAGUCCUAUAGGGUCACUCUAAGUCAGAAUCAACUCGACAGCACUUAACAACAUCAUAAACAACAAUAAAUUACUUAGAAUGUUUUCUUAAAUAUGAAUCUAGUGAUAUAGCAGUUGAUCAGGCAGAUUAUUAAAAUUGUAAUUGUAAGUGUGAAAUCACACGUAUGUACGGUAAGAGCCAAAUAAAAGAUUAGAACUGUCUAAACAGAUAGCCAGCAUUUCAAAUCUGGAGCAUAAACCCCGAAUCAUGCUUGGGUUUAAAAAAUUUUUAAUAGUACCAACUUUUUUGUUUCUAGAAAAGAAGCAUAGUAUAGCCAUGUUAAAGAACUAUGUUAAUGUUACAUGCCUAGGAAAUUAGAGCUGGUUUUGUGACACGGAAAGAAGGAAAACCCCGGGGGAGGUGAUAAUUCUAAAUAUUUAAAGCAUUGGAUAUGCUUUUGCUAAUCUUACAUGGUAUGGUCCUAAAUCACUAAGUAAAAUGUUUUAUAUAUCCGUACUUUUUCAGUACCUUAGUUAUCCAUAUUAUUGCCCAAGUAGUACUUCUCUGUGGAUAAAUAUACAACAGCAUUUAUAUCCUUUUUUGUUACAUUCAUAGGUUUCUGUAUGUCGAAUAUAUGCGUGCUUUGUAUUUUCGUCCUUAGAUGUAUUGACUGAGGUUUAAUGAGAAGAAUCGUGGCCAGAUAAAUUUUAUGCAAGGAAUGGAAUUAGCUCAUAGCUUACUGCUGAAUGAAGAAGCAUGCAGUCAAUUAGGUGAAGUUCAGAAGGCAGAGUUUAUUUUUGAGUGGUUGAGAUAUUUGGAGAAGCUCUUGCUAGCAAGUAGCAGGAGUGAUAUAAGGGAGAAACAGAAGACUCUUGUUGAACAGCUCCUGUCUUUGUUGAACAGCUCCCCGGGGCCUCCUACCCGAAAACUCCUUGCUAAGAAUCUAGCCAUUCUUUAUAGUAUUGGAGACACAUUCUCUGUUUAUGAGACAAUCAAUAAAUGUAAUGAUCUCAUUCGUAGCAAAGAUGAUUCUCCAAGUUACCUUCCCACUAAACUUGCUGCUGUGGUAUGUUUGGGUUCCUUGUACAAGAAAUUGGGUAGAAUAUUGGUUAAUACCUUCACUGAUACAGUGGGAAAUAUUCUUAAAGCUAUGAAGAGUGCAGAGUCUCAAGGUCGAUAUGAGAUUAUGCUAAGUCUGCAACGUAUAUUGAAUGGACUAGGAGCUGCCGCUGCAUCUGGCCACAGGGAUGUUUAUAAGGCUGCCAGAUCAUGCUUGACGGAUAGAUCCAUGGCAGUUCGCUGCGCUGCUGCAAAGUGUCUUCUUGAACUUCAGAAUGAGGCUGUCUUUAUGUGGAGCACAGACCUGGACAGUGUGGCUACACUGUGUUUUAAGUCCUUUGAAGGGUCCAGUUACGAUGUGCGGAUUUCCGUUUCAAAGCUGCUGGGCACAGUAUUGGCUAAAGCUAUAACUUCUGAACAUCCAGGAGCAGCAGCCUCACGUCAAAGCAUUCGCAGAGUAUCUCUGGAGGAAGUUCUGGAAUUGCUAGGAACAGGGUUUCUACGUGGGAGUUCAGGAUUUCUUCGAGCCAGUGGAGAUAUGCUGAAAGGAACCAGUUCAGUCAGUAGGGAUGUUCGAGUUGGAGUUACUCAGGCUUAUGUUGUAUUUGUUUCAACACUCGGUGGAGCUUGGCUAGAGAGAAAUUCUGCUGCAUUUCUGUCUCAUAUCCUAAGCCUUGUGUCGCAGUCAUACUCUAAAGCCACCCAAACCCAGAUUGAUGCUGUCUGCUCUCGCCGUUGUGUGUCAUUCAUCCUUCGAACUACUAUAGGAGGCCUUCUUGGAGAAAAAGCCCAAAUUGCUGCUGCCAAGGAUAUUUGCCAGGCCGUCUGGAAACAAAAGAAAGUUGUAGAUGCUGCAAUGAGUGAUGGUAACAUGGAAACCCGGCUUGGAUCCACAGAUGUAGCAGCCAGCCAGAAUAUGCUGGUAUGUGCUUUACAAGAACUCGGAAAUCUUAUACACAGUCUCAGCACCACAGCUGCACCUUUGCUACAAGAUUCAAGUGCAGGCAUUCUUGACAGUGUCAUUUCAGUUAUUCUUCAUCCUAGCAUAUCCGUUCGACUAGCAGCAGCUUGGUGCUUACACUGCAUUGCUGUGGCAUUACCUUCCUACCUAACACCACUCUUAGACCGUUGCCUCGAACGACUUACUAUACUUAAGACUUCACCUGAAGCAGUGACUGGCUUUAGUUUUGCCGUGGCAGCUUUGUUGGGAGCAGUGAAACAUUGUCCUUUAGGAAUUCCUCAUGGAAGGGGCAAGAUUAUUAUGGCAUUAGCAGAGGAUUUGCUAUGUUCUGCUUCUCAAAACAGUCGCCUUUCAGCUCAGCGCACGCAAGCUGGAUGGCUGUUGAUUGCCUCUCUGAUGACACUGGGUCCUGCGGUUGUCAGUCACCACCUUGCUCGAGUUCUGCUGUUGUGGAAGUGUGUCUUUCCAGUAUCUCCUAAAGAUUUAGAAACGGAGAAAAGCAGAGGAGAUUCAUUUACCUGGCAGGUAACCUUGGAAGGACGAGCUGGUGCACUCUGUGCUAUUAAGAGCUUUGUUUCCCACUGUGGUGAUCUCCUGACUGAGGAAGUAAUUCAGCGCCUUCUUCCACCACUUCCUUGUGCUGUGGAUUUGCUAACUCAGCUUACUUCAAUACUAAAAACAUAUGGAAGUCCUUUGAAAACACCAUCAGUAGUUUAUAGACAAAGGCUUUAUGAACUAUUGAUUUUAUUACCUCCUGAAACCUAUGAAGGAAACCUCGGUGCUAUACUCAAAGAGCUGGCUGCUGACUUGACAGCCCCUGAUAUCCAGGUGGCAGCAUCUGCAUUUUUACUUCCACCCCUCUGUCAUCAGGAUGAUCUCUUGCUUUUGAGUCCUUUGCUACAAGAGACUGACCAUAGAUUUAUUGAAGAACAGCUCCUGCUUGGCAAUGGUGUUGCUUGUGGAAGUCUCGAGUACGACCCUUAUUCUAUAUAUGAGAAUGAUGUAGAGGGAGAUUCAGUGCCUAAGCCCCUACCUCCAACGCUGUCAGUUAUUAGCUCUGCAGUCAGGCUCUUUGGGGUUGUCUGUGCUCAUGUGGGAGAAGCGCAAAGGCUUCUUAUAUUGGAACAGCUUUUGGACAGUAUAAAGCACACGAAAGGAGCUCGUCAGCAAGUAGUUCAGUUACAUGUUAUUUCUUCAUUUUCAAGUUUUUUGAAGUACGUGGCUGGAUGCAGGGGAAGUUUAGGUCCAGAAGAAAUUAGAAGACCUGGGCUGAUGUUAGUGAUGGGAGCCCUAGAAAGUCCCAGCCCCCUUUUGAGAUGUGCUGCUGCAGAGGCAUGGGCUAGAUUAGCCCAAGUGGUCGAUGAUGGAGCUUUUACUGCCGGAUUAGCUCAAGUGAGCUUUGACAAAUUGAAGUCAGCAAGGGAUGUGGUUACCAGAACAGGAUACUCACUGGCUUUGGGAUCCCUGUAUAGGUAUUUAGGAGGAAUAAGUUCUUCUCAACACUUGAAUUCUUGUGUUGCAAUCCUUUAUACUUUGUCUCAGGACAGCACUUCUCCUGAUAUGCAGACCUGGGCACUACAUUCUCUAUCACUGAUAAUCGAUUCUGCUGGCCCACUCUAUCAUGUGCAUGUGGAACCGACACUUUCUCUUAUCAUAAUGUUGUUGUUAAAUGUGCCUCCUACUCAUGCUGAAGUUCACCAAAGUCUUGGUCGCUGUUUGAAUGCCCUUAUUACCACAUUGGGUCCAGAGCUACAGGGCAACAGUACUUCAGUUUCUAUCUUAAGGACUUCUUGCCUCUUGGGUUGUGCAGUGAUGCAGGAUAACCCAGACUGCCUUGUUCAAGCUCAAGCCAUCUCUUGCCUUCAGCAGCUUCAUAUGUUUGCUCCACGGCAUGUCAACUUGUCUAGCCUGGUCAGCUGUCUUUGUGAGAUCUUGUUGGAUAAUUCUGUGUUGGUGAAUCUCUGUAGUCCCUACUUGUUACUGAGAAGAGCAGUACUCGCUUGUUUACGUCAGCUCGUACAGAGAGAAGCAGCUGAAGUUUCAGAACAUGCUGUUUUGCUUGCCAAGGAGUACAGAGUGGAGUUGACUCCAGAUGCUAACAUCAGAGAAGUGGGCCUUGAAGGGGCACUAUUGACUUUACUAGACAAGGAAACAGAUCAGAGGUUAUGCCGUGAUAUCAAAGAGACUUUAAAUCAUAUGCUAACAUCUAUGGCCGUGGGAAAACUCUCCUUUUGGUUAAAACUUUGUAAAGAUGUACUCGCUGCAUCAGCUGAUUUUGCAGCCAUAACUUGUGUGGAUACAAUGCAAGAAGAGGAAGGAGAUAAAGGGGAUGAUGCCUCAGUUCUGACCACCAGAAAUGAUGAAAAAUCCCAUCCUUUUACCAAUCCCCGAUGGACUACCAGAGUCUUUGCUGCUGAAUGUAUCUGUAGGAUAAUUAACCAGUGUGAGAAUGCAGACAGUGCACAUUUUGACAUUGCUUUAGCACAAGAAAUGAAAAAAAGGGAUUCGAGAAAUGACUUUUUGGUGCUUCAUCUUGCUGACUUAAUUCGCAUGGCUUUUAUGGCUGCCACAGAUCACAGUGACCAGCUCCGUCUUUCUGGCCUUGAAACACUGUUAGUUGUUAUUCGGCGAUUUGCAACUGUUCCAGAACCAGAGUUUCCAGGUCAUGUGAUUCUGGAACAGUAUCAAGCCAACGUAGGAGCAGCACUUAGACCAGCCUUCGCUUCAGAGACGCCACCUGAUGUCACUGCCAAAGCAUGUCAAGUUUGCAGUGCCUGGAUCGCAAGUGGAGUUGUAAGUGACCUUAAUGAUCUUCGAAGAGUUCAUCAGUUACUUGUUUCAUCACUGACAAAAAUACAGGCUGGAAAAGAAGCUCCAAGUCACUUGUAUAACGAAAGUGCUUCUACCAUGGAGAUCUUAGCUGUACUAAAAGCUUGGGCAGAGGUCUACAUAAUUGCUAUAGAAAGACAAAAAAAAUACAAACAGCCUUUGAAGACUACCACCUAUUCAGAGGAGAGUGGCAGAAAUGAGUCAUUUUCAUCAGAUGGACUGCUUGAGUUAGUCCACACAGAUCUUGGCACACUAAGUAGACUCUGGCUUGCCGCACUUCAGGAUUUUGCUCUCUUAACUUUGCCUUCAGAAUUUGCCUCCCAACUUCCUGUUGAAGGUGGUGCUUUCUACACAGCAGAAACUGGUGAAAAUGCAAAAUUGCAUUAUUACAGCUCCUGGGCACUUAUCCUCCAGGCUGCGGCAUUGUGGCUUACGAGUACGGGCUUUGUUGCUGCUGACCCAGAUGAAGGCACAGCUAAUCUUUCAAGGCCUGUAACACCAACUUCCAUGUGUCAGGGUUCAUCAUCUGGAGCUGCAGUGAAGUCCCCUGAGGAUGUCUACACUGAGAGAUUCCAUCUUAUUUUAGGAAUCAGUGUGGAAUUUCUGUGCUCCUUGCGCUCAGAUGCAACCAUGGAAAGCAUUACUGCUUGUUUACAUGCAUUACAGGCCCUUCUGGAUGUUCCUUGGCCCAGAUCUAAAAUUGGCAGUGAUCAGGACUUGGGUAUUGAGUUGUUGAAUGUUCUGCAUCGAGUAAUUUUGACCAGAGAAUCACCUUCCAUUCAGUUGGCUUCACUUGAAGUGGUAAGGCAGAUUAUAUGUGCAGCUCAAGAACACGUGAAAGAGAAAAGAAGAAGUGCAGAAGUUGAUGAUGGGGCUGCUGAAAAGGAAACCCUGCCAGAGUUUGGAGAGGGAAAGGACACAGGAGGACUUGUGCCUGGGAAGUCUUUGGUCUUUGCAACACUGGAAUUGUGUGUAUGCAUUCUAGUUAGACAGCUCCCAGAACUAAAUCCUAAAUUGACAGGUAGCCCAGGAGUAAAAGCUGCAAAGCCGCAGAUGCUGUCAGAAGAUGGCAGUAGAUUGGUUUCAGCUGCACUGGUUAUUCUAUCUGAACUUCCUGCAGUAUGCUCUCCUGAAGGAAGCAUCUCAGUUCUUCCUACUAUACUGUACCUCACAAUUGGGGUCCUCAGAGAAACUGCUGUGAAGUUACCUGGGGGCCAAUUGUCUUCAACAGUUGCAGCUUCCCUACAAGCUCUGAAAGGAAUAUUGUCUUCUCCCAUGGCCCGAGCAGAAAAGAGCCACACUGCUUGGACUGCCCUUCUCCGUAGUGCUUUAACAACAAUUCUUGACUGUUGGGAUCCAGAUGGAACACACCAAGAACUUGAUGAAGUCAGUCUACUUACUGCUGUGACAAUAUUUAUUUUGUCUACCAGUCCAGAAGUAACUACUAUCCCAUGUCUUCAGAAACGCUGUAUUGAGAAAUUUAAGGCCACUCUUGAGGUGAAAGAUCCUAUAGUACAAAUCAAGACCUAUCAACUCCUACUUUCCAUUUUUCAAUAUCCAAACCCAGCUAUUUCCUACCCGUACAUUUACUCGUUAGCAUCAUCUAUCGUGGAAAAACUGCAGGAAAUAGAUAAGAGAAAACCUGAAGACACUACAGAGCUUCAGGUCUUUCAAGAAGGAAUAAAGGUCUUGGAAGCACUGGUGGCCAUUGCUGAAGAGCAGCAUCGCUCUCAGCUGGUGGCCUGUCUUCUGCCCAUCCUCAUUUCCUUUCUUUUGGAUGAGAAUACUGUGGGGUCAGCAACUUCCGUCAUGAGAAAUUUACAUGACUUUGCUUUGCAAAAUCUCAUGCAGAUUGGGCCUCAGUAUUCCUCAGUUUUUAAAAGUUUAAUGGCUUCUUCUCCAUCCUUGAAAGCCCGCCUGGAGGCUGCUAUAAAGGGCAAUCAGGAAAGUGUCAAAGUCAAGAUACCUACACCUGAGCGUGCCAGGAACCCUGGAAAGAAUUCAAGUAUCCAAUUAAAAACCAAUUUCCUCUGAUUUUUUUUCCCUUUUUUAAUAGUAAGCACCUUAAUGUAAUACUUGAUCAUUUCCUUCUCUUGGGGGACAAAAAUUUUUAGACAGAAGUACAUUUGGAUGCCUGAUUGAUUGUUAAAUAGCUGUGACUUUUCAAAGUGACAGUAAACUAACAUUUUUUUGUGGUUCCCCACACCCCCACACUCUUAAUAAAACCACGGAAUUCCUGCCAGGUUUUUCAAGAAAGUACUAAAGAACUGAACUUACUAAACAAUCCACUGCUUUAAAAAUGAAUGGAUUUCGUCUGAGAGUUCGUAUAUACAUGGUAUACUUAAUACUGUGACAGAUAAGUUUGACUCCAGAAUAAAUUAUCUGCAUUUAUAUUCUAUCCCAACCACUAAUUUAAAAUUCUUCCAUACUUUCUUGGAUUUCUAAAACAAGAUAAGUGAUUUGAAAGCUGCUUAGGAAACUUGGUCUAGAAUUAUCCAAUAUAUGUUGUUAUUAGGUGCCCUCUAGUGAAUUCCGACUCAUGGUGGCCCUGUGUACAUCAGAAGAAACACUGCUUGGUCCUGUGCCAUCCUCACAGUCGUUGUUACGCUUGAGCCCAUUGUCACAGCCACUUUGUCAAUCCAUCUCUUUGAGGAUCAUGUACUUUUUCACUGACCCACUAUUUUACCAAGCAUGAUGUCCUUCUCCAGGGACUGGUCCUUCCUGAUAACAUGUCCAAAGUAUGUGAGACAAAGUCUCACUAUCCUUGCUUCUGAUGAGCAUUUUCAAUAUAUGUUAAUACAAGCUAAUAACAGCCCUUCAGUGUGAUUUAAGAUUCGGUAUCUAAAAUAGAACUUUUCACCAUUUUUUGCUUUAGGUUCAGGGUUCAGGAAGUGAAAGUUUUGCUCAUUUUAGAUUAGAGUAGGGCAUCUCCACCUAUGUCUGAAAUGGAUUUUCGGAUUCUCUGUUACCUCCAUGUCUCACAAUUUUGUUCAUUUUCACAUGUGGCAAACAUAUCAAUGCGUUUAGUAUACAUAUAGAGUCAUAUCUAUAUUGUAUUUCAAUCACACUAUGAGUUUAUAUAAUAAAUUUAGAUCAUUAGGUAGAAGUAUGUUUUUUUAACAUGAAACAUUUUAAUAUAGAAAAAAAUCUAAUGAUAAAGUCAUUUGUUGAAAAGUAUUUUGUAAUUGUUGCUAAUCAUUGACUUAGCAUCUACUUAAAUGUUACACUGUAUGAAUCAAGCACUAUGUCAAGACAUUUCCUUGUUAAAAAUUAAAAAUGGAAGUGACGGGGGCAUAAUCAGAAUUGAGAAAACACUUUAACUCAAACAAGAGCAAUGUGAUAUACUCUAUUUUAUUAUGUUUUGUAUAUAAAUACUCUUGUAAAUCAUUCAGAUGAAAACAUUUGACAAAUUCUAACACUACAGUUUUUCUAAUUUACGUAAAUAAAGCUAAUUUUCUUUA